GAACGAUUGAUGAUUGAAGAAUGACAGGUACCUGCCAAGGUUAUUCGUUGCAAAAUAGUUUUUAAAUUACUGCCCGUCUGUCUUGUCUUAUUAUUUGAUAAGAUAACAAUAAUUACAUAAUUUUCCGAAACAAUUAAUUUGAUUGUUAUUAUACUCAAAAAUGGUGUCCAAAUAUAACGGAGUUCCUACUGUGAAGCUUUUGGGUGUACGAGAAAUGCCUAUGAUAGGCCUUGGCACUUAUGCAAGGAAAGCGGAACCUGGCCAGUUCAGACAGGCAGUGGAAUGGGGCAUAGAGGCUGGUUACCGACACAUAGACACCGCAUCUUGUUAUAAGAAUGAAGAGGAAGUGGGCCAAGGAAUUAACAACAAAAUUAAAGAAGGUCUUGUAACAAGAGAAGAACUCUUUGUUACUACUAAGCUCUGGAAUGAUCGCCAUGCUGAAGAUCAAGUGGUUGACUCAUUGAAGGAGUCACUGGCUAGGUUGAACCUAGAUUAUGUUGAUUUGUAUCUAGUGCACUGGCCAGUCUCAACAAAUAGUAAAGGUGAAGAUGCAGAAAUUGAUUAUAUGGAGACCUGGAGAGGUAUGGAAAAGUGUUGCGAGUUGGGACUGACCAAGGGUAUCGGAGUAUCCAAUUUCAAUGAGGAGCAACUUGUACGAGUGUUUGAGAAUGCCACUAUACUACCUGAAGUCAAUCAGAUUGAGAUAAACCCAACAUUCAUUCAGAGUGAAAUGGUGCGUCUUUGCGGGGAUCUUGGAAUAAUACCGGUCGCGUAUACACCCUUGGGUCUCAUAUCGGAAGCCCGACCUGAGUUUAUUGGAAAGGACACAAUCAAAACUGAUCCUGGGCUCGGAGAACUUGCCGAGAAAUAUGAUAAGACACGCGCUCAAAUAGCUUUGAGAUAUUUGACACAACGUGGAAUCCCAGUAAUACCGAAGUCGUUCACAAAAUCUCGAAUUAUAGAGAACUUCGAUAUAUUUGAUUUUGAAUUAACAGCGAAGGAGAUGGACUUUGUGAGUAGUUUCAAUAUCAACCACAGAUGUGUGCCGGCUACUGCCUUCAAAGGACUGAAGAAUUACCCAUUUUAAGAGAAAUUUUAUAGAGCCCAGUGUAUAGUUUUAAGAUUUAUAGGGUUUUUUUAGCUUUUAAACAGGGUUUUUACGCAAACAAGGUCUGUUUUGGUAAUGAUUAUGUGAUAUUAAGUAUAAGAAGUACAGUCUCCUUGUUAAUACUCUACAUAGUUGGGUUAAGAUAAGGAAUAAAAAAAUAUGUUAACAUUUUUACAAAAUUACAAAUAUAUUAUGUUUUGUUUUGGUU
This is a messenger RNA of Spodoptera frugiperda (fall armyworm), 1316 nucleotides long. RefSeq names its product aldo-keto reductase AKR2E4-like. Gene Ontology annotation, molecular function: aldose reductase (NADPH) activity. The coding region runs from base 161 to 1087 and encodes 308 amino acids. NCBI's taxonomy places the organism in Eukaryota, Metazoa, Arthropoda, Insecta, Lepidoptera, Noctuidae. The transcript is spliced from 6 exons. Gene Ontology annotation, cellular component: cytosol. The record is from RefSeq and is a predicted model, not a curated record.